AUGUCAGAACAAUAAAACUUAAAGGAAGAGACAAAUAGGAACUUUGCAUUAGCUACUGCAAAAGUUGUUCCUAGAGGAUCAAAGGAGAUAUCUAAUAUAAUAGGAGAUCGUAGAUCUUCAUAUAAUAUUGAAGGUUAUGAUCAUGUUAUUGCNACUUAUGGAAUAGAAUCAAAAUAAACAAAGAUUUAAUAGAUUGGAUUAAUUAGUAAACAAUAAUUUGAAUAAUUGUAAGUAGAUGAAAAGGGUCGUUAUAUAGCUAUGGAGUUAUAUAAUUAUUUAUAUUUUGAGACAAAUAUUUAAUAGAGGAUAAAUAAAUUGUUGAGCUAGAUUUAAUAAGAGUAGGAUGAAUCAAUUCUUAUAUCAGAAGUUGGUCUUGGAAAUAAAAUAAUAAUUGUCUUGUCUUAAUAGUAAUUGAAUUAUUUAAUAGAAAAUUAUUAAGAGUUAGAAUGCAACAAGUUGAUUAAAUUUGGAAAAUACCUCUCAAACACAUUUUAUUAUGUAGAAAUAGAAAAUAUUGGUGAGUUAUAUGAAGAUGCAUAGGAUAUGUUAAGACGUAUAGGUUAUGAGUUGGUGGAUACUUAUUGCAAUAGGAAAAAGUAGAAAUAUAAGAAUUAGCAAAUAAUCUAAUUAAAAUAAAAUAGUUGGAAGUUAUGCAUAUAUUCUAAUAUAAAGAAGUUUUACACAAAGUUAUUAAAUGAUCUAUUAGAAAUGAAAUUCAAUGAGAAGGAAUAUCUCUAAAUAUUUUAGGGAGGUGUUAAGUUAUCUGAGCUUUAGAUAGAUUUAGGGAAAUUUUAAAUAAAACAUGAAAAGGACAUAAAUAAAUUGGAUUAGAUGAUUUUGGAUGAUUCAAAUUGUAAUGAUUAUAAUUUAAUCAAUAAAGAUAAAUGUGUGUCUUAGAAGAUAGACCAGUUUACACCAGGAAAUUAUUUGACUAUAGUAGUAAGAUCUGAACAAUUACCAAUAGAAAAUGUUACUUAACUUUAUCCUGAAACUAGUCUCAUCAGGUAUUUUUAUGUAUUAUUAUAAUUUAAGAGGUUAUUUUGAAAUACAAAGAAAUUAUUCUAAGCAACAACAAUAAAACUUCUGA
Messenger RNA from Paramecium sonneborni, 1087 nucleotides. Lineage: Eukaryota; Ciliophora; Oligohymenophorea; Peniculida; Parameciidae. The record is from the annotation of a GenBank genome assembly.